CGGAGUUAGUGCUGCCCGCCCCCAAAAGAAGUUGCGGGUAAAAGCGCUCAGAUUUGCCGAGCCGAGCCCUGCCCAGCCCGGCCGCGGGAGGGCAGGGCGGUGCGCUGGGCUGGGCUGGGCUUGGCAAGGAGGCUGCGAGGCCGGUGAUUUGCUGCUUUGCGGCGGCUUUGAAGGAUUUGGAGCGCUGCGCCCGGGAGGUGCGGGGCUCCAUGGAGCCUGUUGAUCACACGCAGCCGGGGCUGCGGGGGAGCUGAGAGCGGCCGGCGCCCAACACCGCAGCCUCGGAGGAAGCACCCGCUCAGCACCCUUGGGCUCCGGCGGCUCUGCUCCGGACCACGACCUGCUCCAGCAGCCAUCGUCUCUGCCCCUGCCCGAUGCUAGCUCCUGCUGAGCCCGCUCAACUUUUGCAGCUGGCGGUUGGCAGCCCUUGAUCCCCGAGAUGACCCCGAGAGCCUGGCUGCUGUGUCUGUCCUGGACCCUGGCUGCAUCGCUGCAACUUCAGCAGGGCAUGCCAAAUGUAUGUCUGGAACAAGAGCUGGCAAUAGUGGGACAGCGACAGCCGUGUGUUCAGGCUUUUGCCCAGGUUGUCAAGAUGUGGAAACAAGGCUGCACAGGACACAGGUGGUGUAUGGGCUAUGAGAGAAGGACGGGGUAUUACACAGUGUACAAACAAGUGUACAUCAUAGAACAUCGAACUGUCUAUAAAUGUUGUCCAGGAUGGACCCAACAAGAUGACGAACCUGGCUGCUUGUACUUGUUGUGCUCUGUAGGCACUUGUUUCAAUGGAGGGAAAUGCUCUGAAGGAGGAUCCCUCAUGUGCCAGUGUCCAGCAGGAUUUCAGGGUCCACGCUGCCAGUAUGAUGUAAAUGAAUGUACCAUUGAGAAUGGUGGCUGUCAGGACCAGUGCUGCAAUACUAUUGGCAGCUACUACUGCAGAUGUCCAGCUGGCCAGAAAUUGGGCGAAGAUGGAAAAUCAUGUGAAGAUGUUAAUGAAUGUGCAGUAGUAAAUGGAGGCUGCCAGCAGAGCUGUGUUAACACUCCAGACUCCUUCUAUUGCAUAUGCGAUAUGGGAUACAGACUCCAUGCUGAUGGACGCACCUGCCUAGCUGUCAGUUCCUGCACUGUUCACAACGGGGGCUGUGAACAGGCGUGCGUUCAGAUCAGUGAUGUCCACCACAAGUGCCACUGCCAUCCACCCUACCAGCUGAAGAGAGAUGGCAAACACUGUGAAAUGAUGGACCCCUGCGCAAGUGGGAACGGAGGAUGCUCACACAUCUGUCAAAACGAGAGAGGACUUGCAAAGUGUGAGUGCCAUCCUGGGUACUAUCUUUCUGCAGACAAAAAGUCCUGUGGAGACAUUGAUGAGUGUGCAGAAGAGACAGCCAGGUGUGCUCAUCAUUGUGUGAACACCCUAGGGUCCUUCACCUGUAUUUGUAAUCCUGGCUUUGAGCUGGGGGCUGAUGGAAAGCAGUGCUACCGCAUCGAAAUGGAAAUUGUCAAUAGCUGCGAAAGCAAUAAUGGCGGUUGUUCUCAUCACUGCGAGCACUCGCCUGGUGGGCCUCACUGUUCUUGCAACCAGGGAUAUCUCCUUGAUUUGGAUGGGAAAACAUGCAUAGACCUGGAUGAAUGUGAGUCCAGCGAGGCCUGCUGUUCCCAGUUCUGCAUCAACUACAUUGGAGGCCAUGAGUGCAGCUGCAAGGCAGGGUUCCGGCUUAAUGCCAAUGGCUGCGUAUGUGAUGAUGUGGAUGAGUGUCUUGCUGACAAUGCCAGCUGUGAGCAUAUCUGUGUUAAUUCUCUGGGGUCAUACGAGUGCAUGUGUAGAGAAGGCUACAGACUUAAUCUCAAUAGACAUUCCUGCAUCUCAUUAGAUGAUGAUGAGCUGGAGGAGGAGGAAGAAGAGAAACUGGAGAUCGCUAGGAUUCCAGGCCUUCGGUUCAGAAGACCUCCUCAGCUGCUUCGUUAUGCUGCCACACUAGGCACCUUCUAUGAGGAUGAGGACAAAGAUGUACGAGGAGAACUUACUCUCAUGCAUAAAGUUGUUUGCCUGGAUAACACCUUUGGCAAUGAUUGUAGCCUGAGCUGUGAUGAUUGUAUAAAUGGAGGCAAAUGUAACAGUGAAAACAGUGGCUGCAUCUGUUCACCGGGGUGGACUGGAAUGAUAUGCAAUGAAACUUGCUCCCCUGGGACUUAUGGGCAAGAUUGUAAUAGCAUUUGUAAGUGUCAGAAUGGAGGCUCAUGCGACCAUGUAACAGGACAAUGUCACUGCCCACCGGGAAUUAAUGGACAGAUUUGUGAGGAUGGCUGUCCAAAAGGAUUCUUUGGGAAGAACUGUAACAAGAAAUGUAACUGUGCCAACAAUGGCUAUUGCCAUAGACUCUAUGGAGCCUGUCUAUGUGACCCAGGGUUAUAUGGUCGCUUCUGCCAUCUAACUUGUCCCAAGUGGACCUUUGGAGCUGGCUGUUCAGAAGAAUGUCAGUGUGUCAAGGAGAACACUCUGGCAUGCAAUGCCAGAAAUGGUACUUGCACCUGCAAACCAGGUCAUCAAGGGAACAAGUGCCAGAAAGAGUGUCCGCCUGGCUUUUAUGGAGCUGGCUGUAAGCUGAAGUGCAGCUGUCCUGCUGAUGCUUUAUGUGACCAGGAGACUGGAGACUGCAAGCAUCCAUGCCCACCAGGUUUCCAUGGAGAAAGGUGCCAUUUAUAUUGCCCUGAUGGUCUGUGGGGAGUAGACUGCCAGUUCUUCUGUGAGACCUGUGAGAAUGGAGGGAAGUGUAACAAAGUGACUGGAAUCUGUGACUGCCCUCUGGGAUACACUGGGAAAUCCUGUUACCUACCCUGCCCCCAUGGUUACUAUGGGCAAAACUGUCUGUUGCAGUGCAGCUGUGAUAGCAAUGCUCAGUGUCACCAUGUUACCGGAGAGUGCACAUGUCCUCCUGGCUGGAGUGGCCAUGACUGCAAACGUCCUUGUGAUGCUGGCCGUUGGGGAGAGCACUGUGAAAGCUUGUGUGUCUGCAAUAACAGUGACGGUAGCUGUGACCCAGUCACUGGGAUUUGUUUCUGUGAAGCAGGAUACUCUGGGAAACACUGUGAGCAGAGAUGCCCUAAGGGAACCUUUGGGCCAAAUUGUAAGUCCAGCUGUCCGUGCCAGAAUGGAGCUGCCUGUGAUCAUGUGAGUGGAGCCUGUACUUGUGCGACUGGCUGGACAGGAACUUUUUGUGAAAAAGCUUGUCCAGAUGGAUUUUUUGGAGUUGACUGCCACCAGGUGUGUGAAUGCAAGAAUGCAGCUCACUGUGACCACAUCAUAGGAACAUGCCAGUGCCUCCCUGGCUGGGUGGGAGCCAAGUGUGACCAACCCUGCCAGGGUGACAGUUACGGGGAAGGCUGCAGUCAUGCUUGUAAUUGUCACAAUGGAGCGCGCUGUGAUCAUGUAACUGGGAUGUGUAUUUGCGCAGCAGGAUGGAGAGGAGCUACCUGCCAGCAAGCUUGUCCUUCUGGUUUAUAUGGCAUGAACUGUUUACAGCACUGCAUGUGUCGCAAUCAGGCUGUAUGUGAUCAGGUAACUGGACAAUGCAUUUGUCCCAAAGGCUGGACUGGAAUAGCCUGUGAACUUGAGUGUGAGGAUGGGAAGUAUGGAGAGAGCUGUGAGCAGAACUGUAGCUGUGGCAAUGGUGGAAUUUGUGACCGACAUUCAGGGAAAUGCAACUGCCAUCCAGGAUGGAUUGGGGACCAGUGCAAUGUUGCCUGUCCAUCUGGAUACUUUGGGCAGCAGUGUGAGGAACGGUGUGACUGUGAACACAGCUCUUCCUGCCACCAUCAGAGUGGAGUGUGUCACUGUGAAAAAGGAUGGCGAGGAAAACGAUGCGACAAACCCUGCUUGCCUGGCUACUAUGGCAAUUACUGCACCAAACGUUGCAACUGCCCUUCAGGUACCCCUUGUCACCAUGUGAAUGGAGAGUGUGGCUGCCCUCAAGGAUUCACUGGCUAUGGCUGUGAAAAAACUUGUCCAGCAGGCACAUAUGGUAAGAACUGUAACCAACUGUGUCAGUGUUCUGCAGAAAAUGAGGAAUGUCACCCAGCGACAGGCAAAUGUACCUGCCUACCGGGUUAUUAUGGAAUCCACUGUGACCUUAAAUGUCCACAAGGUACCUAUGGUCCAUACUGCCAAAGGGCAUGUAAAUGCGUUAAUGGAGGCCACUGUGAUACUAUGACAGGAACCUGUGAUUGUCCUCCUGGCUUCAUUGGAGCUGACUGUAGUAAAAUUUGUCCUGUAAGCCGCUAUGGGAAGGACUGCAUCCUGUUGUGCUCCUGUGGUAAAGGGCAGUGUGACCCAGUGACUGGCAAGUGCUACUGUCCACCUGGCCAAAUUGGACCCAGUUGUCAGCAAGUGUGUCCCCAGGGAAGCUAUGGCCCCAGCUGCCAGCUAAGGUGUAUCUGUAAGAAUGGUGGUAUCUGUGACCCUGUGAACGGAUCUUGUUCCUGUGGACUUGGCUGGACAGGAAGUUAUUGUGAGAAAGAAUGUGCCCCGGGUAAAUAUGGUUCUGAUUGCCACUUAAACUGCUCCUGUCAGAACAAUGGAUCUUGUGACAGGUUUACUGGUUGCUGCCAAUGUCCAGAAGGUUACUAUGGGCACUCUUGUGAGCACACCUGCCCUGCUGGAUUUUAUGGUCUAAACUGUAUUCACUCUUGUGAUUGUAAAAAUGGAGCUACUUGCAAUCCAGUGACUGGACAGUGCAUUUGUCCUGAAGGCUAUGAAGGUGUCCAGUGUGAAAAAGGCUGUAAUGUUGGAAGAUUUGGAGACAAAUGUCAGCAUCAGUGUGACUGUGAAGGAGUAGCCUCAUGUGAACCUGUAACUGGAAGAUGCCUUUGCCCACCUGGCAGGACUGGAGACAAAUGCACCAUUGAAUGCAGGUCAGACCAGUAUGGCCCCAGCUGCUCUCUGAGAUGCCAGUGUGCCAACAAAUCCCAGUGUCAUCCUCACAAUGGGAGCUGCAUGUGUCCUGCCAAGUGGAUGGGGCCAACCUGUGAAGAAGGAGGCCCUCCAAAACUUCCUUCUUAUGAAGAACAAACUCAGGAAUGAGGGAAUGCUUUUUCAAGAUCUCUACAACAGCAAUGCUUGGACUAAUAAAUGAAUUGUUUUAUAGGCACAGACAGUAUUUAAACUUGGGUACAAGAACUGCUUGAAUUCAGUUUGAACUGUGCUGAAAUAUUCACACUUUUUCAUGGAAGACAACAGUGGCCAAUAAGUAGUUUGGAUCCCUUUUUAAAACUUCUAACCUGUUUCAUUUAUUUAUUCUUAACCUCCUACUUCUCAAUUAAUCCACUCUGGACAUUCUUUCAGAUUCCCGUUGUCACGUAUUGUUUGAAUUACAUGUGGGGGAAAAUAUUUUUAGCAAUACUGAUAUUUCAAGACUAUCAUGAUAAAAAAUGUAAUAUACACAUUUACAAUAAGCCACAUUAAAUACCAGUGGCUUUCUAAACCCAGCUGACAAGGAGACUGGUGAUAAUACCUAUUUGAACUCCAAGGUCUCAAGCUUAGAUCUGGUUUAUGGAAAAGAGUCUAGCUACCAGAGAACAGAAUGGAAUCUGUAUGGGUUUUCUUCAUGUAGAUUCAGUUUUGCUGGUUUGUCAAAGUCAAACCAUUGAGUGGCUCUCAAAGAAACAUCCCCUUUUCAUUUCAGAAGAAAGGUAUAUCUUUUGAGGAUGCUGUGGGAAGCAGGCAGAGAUGUCUGAUUAUUGGUGAUUUUAAGAUAAAUUAUAUCUCCUUUGUAAACAAGACAUUGUACUGUGCUUGUACUACCCAGUUUGGUGAAGUUAGACGUUAAAUUCUGAGAAUUUAAAAUGGUUCUGACUUUGUUCAAUGUUAUCUGUUGGUCACUUUGUAAAACAAAGUGAUCAUGGUUACUGAAAAUAUAGUUAAUACUAUUUUUGUCCAUUUUACAGGUUAUCCUUUUAAUAUAGGACUAAGUAACUGUAAAGAUAUAAUGUUCUGGAUUUUUAGUGUCCUGACCCUCAUGGGAUGAAAGAUUUAAUGGCACCAAUUUGUACCAUUGUUCUGAUCGGUUAGAAGUUAUAAGCCUGUUCAUAGCAACUCUCAGUCUGACUGGGUAAAAAGUGGAACUUACUCAAAAGCGGCAUGGAAUUUAGCGAAAGAUUGUAUGUGUUGCCACUUAAGCUCUCUUUCACACAUCAUGACACACGAAUGGCGACACUGCAGGAAAAGGCCCUGGUUUUCCUUUUAAAAGGUUCAUCGUUGCAAUUGUGGUAGUCUCUGAUUUCUGCAGUCAGACACUGUCCAGAUAAAGCAUCCCAAGCUUCAGCUGAGGUCUUGAACAAUUCAUUAGCUGCCCAGUCAGUAGCAGGCCACUGUUGCUCACCUGGGACUUGAACUCCGGUUGUGAUCUAUUGAGAGCGAUUAGAGGUUUGGUUGGCAUUUGUUAAGCAUAAUGAAAGUAUGACUAUUGUUGUCCAUGACUACGCUGUUAUUGAAAGUAAUUCCAAACAUUCCUGUGACAAUAACAGAAUUAAUUAACCAACAGUGCUUUGAGCCAGAAAGACACAGGGCCUAAUUUUGAUCUCACACCAGUUCUACUUAGUAACACAAUGGACAUGAGUGGAGUUAUUCCCAGUUUACAUUGAUGUAAAUGAGGGCAGAAACAGCGAUGGCCUGGAGUUACCCAGAAACAAACAACUCUCAGUGGGCCUAGACCAGCUGCUGCUGUCAUUUUAAGUCUCCUUUUUAAAGACACACUGCCCUGAUUCUCAGCUUACAGUAGUGUAAUUCAGGAGUAACUCCACUGAAGUGAAUGGAGUUUAUACCAGGCUCAAACUGUGAGAGAGGAGACUCCAAUGCCUUGUUUUUAACUACAAGAGAGAUAUGCAAUACAAGGCAAAAGUGACUGCCCAAAAAAACAUAGAUAUUGCAAGUAAUGCAUUAUGCUCAGGACUUUGAACUUAGGGACAAUACCCACAGUCUUUGGACAAAUGUAUGGUUUGUUUACUCAGCAACUGAUGCACAAAGAACCAAUUUUGGCAUAUGCUAUUUUGUAGUAGUACACAAUGUUUACUGUUUUUCAUAAUACAUGUAUUUAACUGUAAUAAGAGCUGCUUACCAAAGAACCCUUUAAGAAGCCAUAUUUAUAAGCAGAACCUGUGUUUUCAAAGGACUGUUCUAUUUUUCUUACCAUACCCCUCUUUAUUUUAGUGUAUUCUUGUUUACAUUUUCCACAGUACUUUAACUGAGCACUGUAAAUAUGUACUGGAAAUGGAAUUAAUAAUUUUGUCUGUACUGUUUCUUAAAACAAUUACCCAAGUAAGACAUAAGACACAUUGUCAAGAAAACAAUAAGAAUAAUAUAGGUUAUUUCCCACCGAAUUAGAGGCCCAGCUAGAACUGGUCAGGAAUAUUUUGAAAAACAUUUUUCAUCAGAAAAGGCUAGUUCCUCAGAACCAAAACUGUUUGCAUAAAUGGGGUCAGUUCUGACAAAUUUUGUCUAUGCAAACAUUUUUUAAAAGAAAAUUUUGAAAUGGUCAAACCAGGAUCUUUUGAUAUUUUUCUGGUUGAAAAGACUUUUUGUUUUGAAAUGUAAGUUAAUUUAUGGAAACAAAGAAUUUUGAAACACUUUGACAUUCAGAAUGGAAUAUUUUGAUUGACCUGUGCAAAAAAAAAUUGGAUUUUCAAUUAGCAGAAAUUUUUGAGGAUGACUUUUUGUUCCAAUUUGGAUCAGGGAAAUGUUUUUGAAAUCUCAAAUGAUUACAGGAUGGGAAAAUCAUUUUCUGCCCAGGGCUAGGCCCAAGAUCUGUUAUCAUUAGUUAGGUACUAACUAAUUGAAAACUUACUUGGAAUAUUGUGAACAAUUUGUGGGUGCUACUUCUUACCGUUGGUGAACAACAUUUACCAAAGAGGGAAUUAUGUGCCUACAGAAUGUUGUUAAAUAAACUACAUGGGCUUUUUUGUCCUGGGAAAGGUGUUAAAUAGUUUUCUGUUACACUCAUUUUGUUAAACUGUGGCAAAUGAGUUUUAUUUGUUACUAAAACAAUGUCAUACAUUUUAAUAGAUCAUUUAUUCUGUUUAGUAAAAUACCAGUAUAAACUGCUAGGAUGACAGUUAGCAUUGAAAUGUCUCGGCAAUGACACCUGUCAGGAAUGAUCUAGAUUAUACUUAGUCCUGCCAUGAGUGCAGGGGGACUGGACUAGAUCCCUUCCUGUCCUAUGAUUUAGUAUAUUUUAAAUUCAUUUGUAUCUUCAGCUUGGUGCACUCUCCUUGGCAACCUAUUUCCCAUGUCAUGUCAGUCAGUCAUAGUGGAAUUUCUAGACAUUCGUGGACUUUGUAUUCUGAAUAUAACAAGCAUGUUAUAUGAACACACAGGUCACUACUGCUCUUUUACAUUGGUGUAAAUCUGAAUCAACUCCAGACUUACAAGCAGCUAAAUGGGUAGACUAUGACCUGAUGAAGCCAGCAGAAUUCUACUCAAUGUGAGUUUAAGCAAUCAGAGCAGCAUGUUUUAGGUUAGAUUUCUAUAAUUAUAAUACUAUCUUCAUAGGGAAACCAUCAGGAUUUUGAAAAUUCCCUGCUCCUCACUGCCAAAACUUACUGUUCUACUUUUAUCCUUUUUAUGUUUAAGAACCAUAGCUAUUAAAGUUUGCCCAGAUUUCUUAUUAACCCUAUUAUUUUGAUUGGCUGCAGGUUUCUGUUUGCCUAAGUAAUAACCAGCACAGUAUCAGAAAUUGCCAACAGGACAAACAUGGAAAUUAUGGACACAUUUUGGAAGCAUCACUGAUUGUUAUUGCUGGUUUACCCAUGCCAAAAAAAAUCAUGUUUAUUUCAGAAUUUAUUCUUUUACCAGGGAGAAGGGAACAGAGUCCUAGGAAUAGCUCUUUACUCCUCGGGGCAUUCUGCGCCAAAAAAUAAAAAUUCUAUGCAUAAUAUUUUAAAAUUCGGAAAAAUUCUGCACAUUUUCUUUGUCAAAUAAAUGUGGAGGCUCCAGCAUGGCAUUGGGGAGCGCAGGCCACUGGCUGCACAGAGGUGGGAGAUCACUGUGCAGCUCCCACCCGGGGCACAGACUCAGCAGUGAGGCUGCACCCAACUCUGACUCAGCACAAGGACUGGGCCUGCCCCAGAAACACUCCAGGGCCCUGCCCCUCCAUGCCAGGUGCCCCAGGUGUGGGCAGGCAGAUAUGGCAAGGCAGGAUCCAAGUGUGGAGGGCCUUAGUGUGGGAGAUCCAGGUGUGGGUUGAGAGGGUUCUGUGUGGAGCAAUCUGGGUGGAGGCGGCUCAG
This is a messenger RNA of Caretta caretta (loggerhead turtle), 9270 nucleotides long. RefSeq lists its product as uncharacterized. Gene Ontology annotation, molecular function: scavenger receptor activity; calcium ion binding; protein binding. Gene Ontology annotation, biological process: heterophilic cell-cell adhesion. NCBI's taxonomy places the organism in Eukaryota, Metazoa, Chordata, Testudines, Cheloniidae. The record is from RefSeq and is a predicted model, not a curated record.